AUGGUAUUAGAGGCGAUUCGCGUUUGGUUAAUAAAUACGAUAAAUUGGCUAUUUAAUUCAAAUGCAAGACUCCUACAAGAUUCUUCUCAAUCAAGUGAGCCUAUUGUUUCUCGGCAUGUUCCCGAGGAAAAGCCUGUAUCCUUAUCACGGGUCACCAUGACAGAGAUAGUGUUACCGUCUCAUGCCGACACGCGUGGUUUUGUGUUCGGCGGUGUAGUCCUCGGUUGGAUAGAUGUAGCGGCUGGAACAGCGGCAAAAAAACACGCUGUAACGAGAAGUGUUGACGCGGUGCAUUUCAUGCAUCCGAUUAAAGUUGGAGACUUUCUUGUGAUCCAGGCAUCCGUGAAUAGGGCUUGGAAUACAUCUAUGGAGGUCGGAGUUCGAGUAGAAACAGAAAAUCCAUUGACCGGAAAGAAAAAUUACUGUUGUCAUGGUAAAAGAUUCGAUUAUAGUAUAAUGAUAAUAAAAUUUAUCUCUAACACCGAUUUAUGUGUAGCAUAUUUGACUUUCGUUGCUCUACGGAGUUCACAAGCAGGUCAAACUCGACGACGUUCAAACUCCCCAGUUCGCGUACCUCGUAUUGUUACCACUACCGCCAUCGAAGCACAACGUUUCGAUACGGCUGAACAACGUCGCAUAGCACGUAUCAGUAAAAACAAUUCUAUCGACAAAAAUGAUCAUAAAAAUGACGUAACUAAAAUGGCAGAACUUAUGCGAAAAUGGUCAGAGCGUACAAAUACAGAAACGAUGAGUAGUGCUGAAAUACCACCUCUUUUACCAGAUCCAAACGAGAGUGAUGAUGAUCCGGCCAAACUUUUCCUUCGUCGACGAAAAUCCACGCUGAUUAAAGAUAUUCAACAACCGGAUGAUAAACCAAUUUCUGAUAGCUUUGCCGAAGUGGUGGAAACUGUGCUGCCACAACAUGCAAAUACAUUACAAAUUACUUUUGGUGGUCAAAUUAUGCAGUGGAUGGAGCAAUGUAGUCUUAUCAGUGCUACCAGACAUGCCAGACGUUUUCUUUUGUUGGCUAGUAUCGACUCCCUCCAGUUCCUCAGACCCACUUAUGUCGGAUAUUGUAUCACAGUUCGAUCAAUGGUCUCUUGUACAUUUCACUCGAGUAUGGAGGUUUAUGUCACAGUUGAGGCUGAAAAUCUUAUGACGGGCGAGACAUUUUUCACUAAUGAUGGAUUUUACACGAUGGUCGCAGUCGACGCCACAAAUAUACCAAAACCUGUUCCACAUGCCUUAAUAGACCACGAAGAAAAGCGUGUGAUAUGUGAUGGUGCUGUAACGCGACGAAAGAGAAGGCUGCAACAGCGGCGAGAGUUGGUGCAGAAAGAGAUGUCGUUGAGUCCCGAUGAAUUUCAAAGAAUGAGUGAUAUCUAG
Molecule: messenger RNA, 1386 nt
Organism: Ambispora gerdemannii
Lineage: Eukaryota; Fungi; Glomeromycota; Glomeromycetes; Archaeosporales; Ambisporaceae
Source: the annotation of a GenBank genome assembly